This is a messenger RNA of Cornus florida, 1685 nucleotides long. RefSeq lists its product as uncharacterized. The record is from RefSeq and is a predicted model, not a curated record. The coding region runs from base 644 to 1549 and encodes 301 amino acids. The transcript has a single exon. Lineage: Eukaryota; Viridiplantae; Streptophyta; Magnoliopsida; Cornales; Cornaceae.
UAAAAGGUAAGUUAGUGCUUCCAACCAGGUAAAUUUCCAUAAAGAAAGCACUGUUUUUUUUUUCUCAUAGCGUGUGUUUCAGGCAAUAUAUAAGGUCCUUAAAAAAGCUUUGGGAAAUUAUUGCUUGUGUUUCCGGAGAGUGUUAAGCUUUGUUAGAGAGAGAGAGAGAGAGGGAGUUAGAGAGAGAGAGGGAGUCUUUUUUGUUUCUGAGCGUUCUUCUGGUUCCUUUGAUUUCAUUGCAAACUUUUGGAUUCCUAGGGAGAGAGUCUUUCUGGGUUCAGUGAAUUUUAUAGGAAAAAGUGGAAUCUUUAGCAAUUUUCUUUUGCUUUGAGGUGUUGUAGAAGGAGGGUCCUUUCUGGUUUUGUGAUUUUCUAUGAGUAUUGAGAAUGAUUUUUCAUCAAUGUUGAAAAUUUUUAUUUCUGCCCUCUUAUUUUCACUAAAAACAAUGGAAUUGUUCACAAAUUUCAUGAUGGGUUUGUGAAAUUUCCUUUUUUGCUCAUAGUUUGGUGUGAGUUCUAAUAAUUUAUUUAUUUAUUUUAAUCUCUCUAUUUCAACAAAAAAAAAAAAUAUAUAUAUAUAUAUAUAUAUAUAUAUAUAUAUAUAUAUAUAUAUUGUUUUGUUGGAUGUGAUUUACCAGGGAAAGAUGGGAUCUUUUAGUGGUUUAGGAAUUGUGUUGAGUUUAGUGUUUGGGUGCAUCCUAUUUGGUCUUGUUGGAGAAGUCUACUAUUUGUUGUGGUGGAAGAAGAAGAACACAAACAGAGAGAUGAAAGAGCAUUACAUAAUCAACCAUGCCAAACAGAUCCUCCACAAUUCCUUGUGUUGGAAGAGAACCACUUCUCUUAACAACAGCAGCACUAACAGUACUCAAGAACUCACCAGUUCAGUGAGAAACAACAACCCAGAUGUUGUGAUUGGGGCCGAACCGCCGGACCUAGAAUUGGGGUCAGGCAAGGACUUGCUGCUCAAAGGUUUUGGUGAAGACACCCAGAUUUCAGAGCUGAUGAGGCUGCACAAUCUGUGUGGCCCACCAAGGUUUCUCUUCACCAUCAAGGAGGAAACAAAGGAGGAUUUGGAGUCUGAUGAUGGGAAAUCAAGAAGCAGGAUUGGGUCAAGAACUAGAAGCCUCAGUGACCUAAUUCUUGCUGUUGAGAAUUUCUCAUCUUCUUCACCAUCAUCAAAGUCUCCUCACCCCACUUUGGAUACUUAUAACAACCAUGGAUUCAAUCCCCUCUUUGAAUCAUCAACAGAUGCUGAACUCAACAGGGUGAGAUCUUCACCCCCACCAAAAUUCAAGUUCUUGAGAGAUGCAGAGGAGAAGCUGAUGAGAAGAUUGAAGGAGGAAGCUGAGAAAAAAGCCCUAAAAAAUGGUGGGUGUGUUGUGGAUUCAACAAUGGUGACAGAAGAGAGGUCAGAUGGAGGGUCUGUUAUUAAAAUUGUUGUGGGUAAGAACAGAGAGAGAGAGACUCAUCACCAAUUGCCACAACAUCAGGUACUUCCAUUGGCUUCUUCCCCUUCACCAUUACAACACCAAACCAUGUUGCAAUGUUAAUUUCGAAAUUAACAUGAAAUGGGUGUUAGAUUCCUGUUCUAAUUUUUUCCUUCUUUUGUCUGUUAAGAUUAAAUUUACAAACUCAUUACAGAUGUGUAUUAUUUCUAAAUUUCUAAUAGAGAUUAGAGAUUUGAUA